Messenger RNA from Nematocida major, 1251 nucleotides. RefSeq lists its product as uncharacterized. NCBI's taxonomy places the organism in Eukaryota, Fungi, Microsporidia. The coding region runs from base 1 to 1251 and encodes 416 amino acids. The record is from RefSeq and is a predicted model, not a curated record. The transcript has a single exon.
AUGCAAAAUAGAAAAAAUGAAAGCCUUCAUUCUGGAGAGGGCAAGCACAUAGUCUCUACAAGGAGAAAGACGGGCGGAGAGAAUAACUCUCCUGGAGGCGCCUCUAGCGAGAAAGAAGGCAGCACCCACCCAAUACGCGAAUCACUCCAGAAGUCCCCGAAGGAGAUAGUGCAGGAAAACCUUCCGAAGCCCAUAGAUAUCCCACUCAGCAGGGAAAAAGCAGCAGAAAGUUCUUCCGUGGGGAAUCCUGCGAGCAUCUCUUCCAAAAGUUCCAGUAAGACGCAGGAUAACCCUGCAAAUACCUUCCCCAGUGCUCCCCCCAUCGAAAGACUCCAGGAAGAAUAUGCAGAAGCCUCAAGAAGGACCGGGAUCCGGGGAAAAGCCACAGAGUUCUCGGAUAAAAUUCGCAUGAGGCUCUACUACUCCAGGUUCGGCUGGGAAAGACUGGAAGAAAAUGCGACUGUUCUGGGCUCUACUCCCGAGGGAAUCGACACUUUAACUAUUUUUUUAAAGGGCUUUAUAAUUACCCUUAUUAUUCUGCUCGUUGAAUUCUUGUUUUUUUGCAUUUACAAACACGCAUUUUAUGUCUUAGGAUUUUGCGCCGUUGCAGGAGCAAUUAUUCUUGUCAGCAGAGAGGAAGCAGACGGGGGGAGUAAUUUUCUGGCAUUUUCCAUCAUUCUCUUCCCUGCUUUUCUAGUGCUUGUAUUAUUCACUGCGUGGUACUUAUUCGGGGGUAUUUACAUAGGCAUGUGCAUAUUCUGGGCAUUUGACAAGAAGACGUCAGUCUCCUGGGUGGAUGCACUGAUCGUUCUGAUGAUGCCUAUUCCCUCGGUGCUUUUGAGUGUUUUUGAGAGGAUUUCUGUCUAUAUGCUCAAUGAAAUGUGCCUGUUUCUGGCGAUGGUUGCCCUGAUUUUCGGGCUAUUCCUGAAUAUUGCUCAGAUUCUAGCGUGUUUGAAGAGGAGGUUUUCCCCCUUCAUCGAGAGAGCGUGCACUGUCGUAUACCUCCCGGGGUCUGAUCCGGACUCACCCGUGGAAGUAAACAUCGCGGAGAAAGAGUCCGCCCAGGAGAAUAAGGCUAGAAGCCUGCGGUCCUACAUCAGCGUAAGCGAGUUUAUCGUUAUCCCCAUAUUCAUGGCCUCUGCAGUUACUGGCUUGCUUCUGACUUUGCGGUUUCUCUACCUUAAUGAGGGACUCGAGUUUAUCCCGCACGGGAUAUUUGGAGCCUUCCACGGCAUGAAAAGUCUCCCAUAG